Molecule: messenger RNA, 327 nt
Organism: Gryllus bimaculatus (two-spotted cricket)
Lineage: Eukaryota; Metazoa; Arthropoda; Insecta; Orthoptera; Gryllidae
Source: the annotation of a GenBank genome assembly
GACCGCCUGAUAGAAGUGCUUCGGACGAGUUUAGGGGGAGCCACUCGAGUUCGAGGAGGGGCGACGAUAUCCGGACGCAGGCUAGGAGGAGUGCAUGAUAUUCAGCUCCUGCGGCCCCGCCCGAGAAGUACUCCCGACCGCUCGCCCCCGCCUGUGCAACCUUCUGCGCACACGCAACCUCCUUGCCAAGUUCCACAUGCAGAGCUGGACAUCUCGAUUAAGGAAAAACAGCGGUCGGCUGGGCGUACUGCUCGAAAAGAUGAAUCUUCUGCUACACCAGAAGGGCCGACGAGGCAGUCAUAUCAGAGAGGAUUCACCGUCUCCUAG